AUGGCGCUCAAGAAUCUUCUAUCGAGCGACUUCUUGCAACGGAUACUGAAUCCUAAGCUAAUCGAAGAGAUACAAGGCCCGAUAUCCCGGCCGAAGGUGGCGACUAACGCAGUAGAAGGGAUCAGCGCGAUCAUCCAGCUGCUGCAAGAUGCAGGAUACGUCGCUGGGGCGUUCGAUGCGAACGAACUGCUGGAACGCGAUCAGGAUCAGGUUAUCCAUGCGUGUCGAUCGCUGUAUGACAAGCUAAUUUCUCUGACGGGGAAGUGCAAAUCCGCGGAUCAAGCGGUUGCCACGAUCGCCGAUGUCCCGAGGGGGUAUCAUGCCGGAUCGUCACAAUAUGCAUCUGCGGAAUACGAGAUGGAGUCGUACGAUUCCGUAGGCAUCCAGAGAAUGUCUCUAGGCCCAAGUGGUGCAACAUAUCUACGCGAUCGAGUCGAGUCGGUGAAGCUGAACUCGCGAUCGAAGGCCAAAGGCGCUAAAGAGCAGAUGACGACUACUACGCAAGGACUCCUGCAGACAUACCUCGAUGAGGCCAUGGAACGUUUUCGCCAAGAUCAACGGGAACGAGCGUAUCAAGCGAUCUAA
Molecule: messenger RNA, 585 nt
Organism: Peronospora matthiolae
Lineage: Eukaryota; Oomycota; Peronosporomycetes; Peronosporales; Peronosporaceae
Source: the annotation of a GenBank genome assembly